Molecule: messenger RNA, 3585 nt
Organism: Mixia osmundae IAM 14324
Lineage: Eukaryota; Fungi; Basidiomycota; Mixiomycetes; Mixiales; Mixiaceae
Product: glycoside hydrolase family 16 protein
Exons: 3
Coding region: 442-3585 (1047 amino acids)
Biological process (GO): (1->6)-beta-D-glucan biosynthetic process; fungal-type cell wall organization
Cellular component (GO): plasma membrane; endoplasmic reticulum membrane
Molecular function (GO): glucosidase activity
Source: RefSeq, a predicted model, not a curated record
GCGCAGAGUUCCGCCAGUCAAACGUCUCCGCGGAAGUCGAGGAGGUCGCUGCCGACAUACUUGACUCGACGGCGUAGAGCAGACACGUUUCGAACGAGUCUAUCGUCCGCUCUGCCUCGCGCGAGCCGAGUCUCGGCCACUGACAAUCUACCCAACACUCUUGAGCGGACUAAGCACACAGGGACAGGUCAGUCUAUCCACGCUGCUCGCACCCUUUUGGCAGCGAGCUCAACCAGCUUGAGCAGUCGGUAGUCACCUCAUCCCGUGAUUGACGAUCAUGUCAAUAUAGGCAUAUCAUACCGCAUACCGCCGGACAGAAGCAUCCACCACCGCAGACCCGCCCUAUUCCCACGACAGCUAGGCAAUAGUCCACAGGCAGCUUGAUCCGAUCUACACUGCCACCACACAACCGCAUAAAGAUAGCGCCCUCUUUCGCACAGCAUGUCACAUUCACCGCCUGACGAGCCCAGAUCGAGCGAGUCUUCCGCCUCGUUCACCUCGAUCCCCCAAGCAGAUUCACCAGGAGAUGUAGACACACAGUAUCUCCAGAGCGCGCAGGCUCGCUACGCCCGGUGGACACAAGAAGAGCAAGCGAGCGCAUCUGCUGGCCUACCGCCGGGCGCAGCACUGCCGGCCUCCACCUCGCAGGCUUUUACCGCUGCCGCCAUCGCUCGGUCAAAAGAGCCAGCGAGCAAGACGCAAAGUCUAGCCAGCAAUAGCACCGAGGAAUCUGACGGUACAGCUUCACACGAAUAUCCUCCCUCGAGCUCGUCCGGAUCAGGUUCAGGAUCCUCAAACAGCGGCCCGACCACACGGCCGCAGCGUACGAGCAGGCUGUCCGGCCAGGCUGAUCCGUCACAACUCAGCGGUUCUCCUUCGUCCAGAAGCAGCCUGUCAGAUGCGCGAACGGGUAAUGGCAGACCCGGCGCAAGACCUCGUCCCGCAUCAGGAGCUGCCGGCUCGAGCUACAACAGGCCCAUGUCGACAGGCAAUACGCGACCUGAACACAACAAGCGCAGCAGUCUCGCUGGCUUCUUGCCAGCCUUUCAGCACAAUCCUCAGCGCAGCUCGGUAGCCUCGGCCACAUCGUCACGGGCCGGAGUCGCUCCUGCCAACGCCCUUGCACAGCUCUCAUCCGGUCAGCUAGGCGGAGAUUACUCGCGCUACAGCUUCGGUGCUGGCUCGUAUGUUCCCAGUGCGAAUCGCAUGCCCAAUUCGACGAGCUCGCCCAUGCUGAGCCCGCCACCGGGCUCAAACACGCAAGGCUCACUUUCGCCCUCGUCUUCGUCCUUCGCUGCUCAGAGCAAUGUCGAGACCUCGUCAAUCGAGCGCGCUGCUUCGCCUGGUCCUUCUGUCAGUGGCAGCACAAGCCCGCUCAUCACGACUUCGCAUGGUGGUACUCAGGCUGCUCAAGCAGCGGCUGCAGCUGCCGCAAUCUCAGCCUCGCCGCACUUCCUGCGCCAGUACCAUCAUCGUAACGAGUCUUCGUCAGCAACGAUUCCGAUAGAUGAUCAAGACUUUAUGCUGCCCGCUUUGCCCUAUGCUGAAGGUCGAAGUCGCAUGGCAAGCUUCGCAGGAGACUCUGUACAUUCCAGCGAGGGCUAUGGAAGCAAGCAUUGGGGCGCCAUGAGCAGCCACAGCCGACCGCAAAGCAUGGAUUCGACAACCAUGCGCAGCGUCAUCGGUGGCAUGCCAUCCAGACAAAGUAUGGCGGAUGUGCUCGCCCAAACUGCGACCACUGAUCGUCUUUUGUGGGAUCCUGCCAACGAAGAGGAGGAUGACUAUCUACAUCAUCCCACAAAAGAAGAUUACGCUAUUAGGUCAAAGAAGCUAGGCUCGCUGUACUCUGAUGGCGGCGCGAGCGGCUACUCGUCUACCAAGCUCCUACUCAGCUUACCGCCGGGUACGAUGGCCGAGAAAGAGGCCGAUGACGGUAAACAUUAUCAUGGUUUCUGGGGCACCAUCAGUCGUCGUGGUCUCAUCAACCUCAUCAGCAUUGUCUGCCUCAUCGGUGGGCUUCUUGCGCUCUUUUUGGGUUGGCCGCUUGCAGUCUAUGCCAACGGUGUCCCACUUGACUAUCUCGGUGGUUUCAAUGUCGGAGGCACGAACGCGACUGGCCAGGUGGCUUCUAUACCGCAGCUGCCUUCACUCAUCGAUCGCGACACUCCGAAAUCGGCGUACACCCGUACGGGUAUAGAUGGCGCAGACUAUAGUCUUGUCUUCAGCGACGAAUUUGAGCAAGACGGUCGCACUUUCUGGCCAGGCGAUGAUCCAUUCUGGGAAGCGAUGGACUUUAACUAUUAUGCUACAUACAAUCUCGAAUGGGAUGAUCCAGAUGCGAUAAUCACCAAGGACGGCAGUCUCCAGAUCACCAUGUCGCAGCAAGACCUGCACAACUUAGCGUAUCGCUCCGGCUUCCUUUCUUCCUGGAACAAAUUUUGCUUCACUGGUGGCUAUGUCGAAGUUUCCGUCUCUUUGCCUGGCAACUCGCACGUCUAUGGCUUCUGGCCCGCCGUCUGGAUGAUGGGGAACCUUGGUCGCGCUGGCUACGGAGCCACUAAUGACGGCGUCUGGCCAUACUCGUACAACGACUGUGGCGACACGACGUAUUACGGCACUCUGGCCCGACAACAUGAUGCCUCCGGUGUGCCUGCUGCUGCUCUGACGUCGGGCUCGCAAGACUACGGCGGCGUGCUAUCGUACCUGCCCGGGCAGAAAUUGUCUGCUUGCACGUGCUCGACAGCAAAUAUUCCCGACGAUCACCCAGGGCCGGCGGUCAACGUCGGCAGAGGAGCGCCUGAGAUUGAUAUCCUAGAAGCUCAGGUCGAUCCCUCCGGCGUUGGUUCUGCGUCUCAGUCGAUGUCUGUUGCGCCCUUCGAUGCUGCCUACAAUUGGAACAAUGUCACUGAUCUGCUGAUUGUCAACACGACCGGUACGGAACUCAACAAGUACAAGGGCUCAAUCACGCAAGAGUCUGCUUCGGCCGUCACGCUCCUCGAUGCGGUCUCUUACAAUGGCGUCAAAUAUCAAUCCUUUGGCGUCGAGUAUCAGCCAGGCUCGACAGCAGACUCUGGCAUCUCCUGGACGGUGGGAGGAGCGCAGACUUGGCGACUCGAAGCAUCUGCGAUGGGUCCGAAUGCAGAGACCAUGAUCGCCACUCGGCCGAUCUCACAAGAGCCCAUGUACAUCAUGAUCAACUUUGGCAUCUCGACCAAAUUCCAGGGUAUACCAGAGUACACUAAGCUCACAUUCCCGUCGACGAUGUAUAUCGAUUAUGUGCGAGUAUAUCAACGGACAGACAGCUAUAAUGUCGGUUGCGAUCCACCCGACUAUCCCACGACAGCAUACAUCAACAGCCAUCUUGAAGCCUACGACAACGUCAACAGGACGACCUGGGCACAGGCAGGCUAUACCAAGCCCGUCAAUAGCAGGAAUGGCGUAAGUCAUCGAUCUCACUCCGUACUCUCGCUCAUGUGUCUGACCUGCAGACCUGCUGAGACAUGCGCGAGCUACACGCGAUGGACAUUGAUACGGCACCUGUAUAUUCCGUUAUUGGCACUAAUGCAUGACCUCAAACUACAUUGA